Molecule: messenger RNA, 1702 nt
Organism: Sphaeramia orbicularis (orbiculate cardinalfish)
Lineage: Eukaryota; Metazoa; Chordata; Actinopteri; Kurtiformes; Apogonidae
Gene: draxina
Product: dorsal inhibitory axon guidance protein a
Exons: 7
Coding region: 363-1499 (378 amino acids)
Biological process (GO): axon guidance; Wnt signaling pathway
Cellular component (GO): extracellular region
Source: RefSeq, a predicted model, not a curated record
CAGAGGCUAAAUGCUCCUCUCACCUGUUGGGAUCAGCAGCCCCUCUGUCAGAUCCAGCCCAGGCGGAUAGAACCACCAGCCCUGACGAGGACGCGCACAGGGGGUGGGUGGGAGCGCGCACCGGAGCCGGUGACUCUCCUCCUCAUAAGAAGCUGGAGACAGACCCGAUGCUCCACAUCCCGGGGUGUACGGAGAGAGGACUACAGAGGUGGUAGUGCUGCUGCUGGUGCUGCGUUUACGGUCCCAUCCCCGCCGUCAGUCCGCGUCCAUAUGAGUGAGCAGACACUGAAACUGUAAACACCGACGGAAAACAAGAAAACAACAAACUAACGCACGGCAGGUGGCGUUGUGUUGCACAGACCAUGGCUCUCCCCUGGAGUCUGCCCCUGGCGUUUCUGUUCGCCACCCUGGCACUGACACACAGCACUGAUCCAGGAGCUGCCCACGGCAAGAGGAGACAGGCCCAGACCUCAGCAGGCGGCAGCAACACCCUGCAGUACCCUCUGCAAGGUCUGCAGGGCCACGGCUACAGCAGGGACCACAGAGGGCACGAGCGCCAGGGGGCACGAGCCGCCAAAGGGGGCGCCGGUCUGCUCUCCCACAGGCCCCUGCACCCCCUGGCGAGACCCGAGGAUGACGGGACAGGCCUGGAGGGGCUGAGUCCGGUGAGACUGGAGAUGGGCCCGGUUAGGGACAGAGACAGAGUUCGAAUGAGUAUGAAGAACCCGUCCCAGGCCCGGGAUAAUUACCUUCUGGGGACGCGUAAGGGCAGAGGGCACGGCCAUGGGAAUGGACAAGGCCAGCACCUAGAGCCCAGGAGACCAGGGGGUCGACGGGACAAAAUACGGCACGGAAAAGGGUUUCCUCCAGGGUCUGAGUUCAGUUCUGCGUUGAAGGACAGAGAUCUGUUUGAGGACCCUCCCUCCUCCUCCUCCUCUGCCAUCCCCCCCUCCCUCAGCGUAUCCCCGCCCAGCGAACCCCCCUCCCCCAUCGCAUCAGUCUUUGGCUCUGGCUCCUCCAUGGUUACCACGGUGAUGAACGAGCAUCCCCCAACGCUGCCCCCGGCCUCCACCAAACCCCAGAGGUCUGGACGAGGGAAAGGACAAGGAGAGGUCAUGCCAACGUUGGACAUGGCACUUUUUGAUUGGACGGACUACGAGGACAUGAAACCUGUGGACACGUGGCCAUCUUCAAAGAAAAAAGACAAGAGACGGAGUAAAAACCUGAGCAGUGGAAAUGUGACCGCAGAUGCCGACUCCAUCGAGCCGUGCGACCACCACCUGGACUGUCUCCCAGGUUCCUGUUGUGACCUGAGGCAACAUGAGUGUAAAGCGCACAAUCGAGGCCUCAACAACAAAUGCUACGAUGACUGCAUGUGUGAGGAAGGGUUUCGAUGUUAUGCUAAAUUCCACCGGAAGCGGCGCGUGACCAGGAGGAGGGGUCGCUGCGUGGUGCCAGAAUCGGUCAACAGCGACCAAGGAGGCUUCAUCACCAUCUGAGACAGAAGUGGACGACAAAGAAAACUGGAGGAGGAGGAGGACCAGGAAAGACCAUUCUGACAUUAAAAAAAAAAAAAAGAGAGAACAGCCCAGAUCAAUCAUAUGACACUGCUAACAAACCAAGUACCUAAAUGUGACAAUUUGCUGGUUUGAACUUAUUCUUUUUUUUUUUGUAUCUAAAUGUACAGAAGAGGGCCACUAGG